Brassica napus (rape) is the source of this 965-nucleotide messenger RNA. RefSeq lists its product as uncharacterized. The transcript has a single exon. The record is from RefSeq and is a predicted model, not a curated record. NCBI's taxonomy places the organism in Eukaryota, Viridiplantae, Streptophyta, Magnoliopsida, Brassicales, Brassicaceae. Bases 435 to 719 code for a protein of 94 amino acids.
CCCUCAUCUAUAAGACUAAACUUAACAUAUACAAACAAAGAAAACACACUAAACAUUACGUAACAGAUGAUACAUAAUUAGAUAUUAUACCUAUCCGAACUAUUGACCGUUGACCAGUUCUAAUUGAUUCUUAGCUUUUUGCCAUAUUGAGCCAAUACACACAGCACACUUUCACCCAAUUUCUAUUUUUUUUUACCUUUUUUGUUUAUUUCGGAAAAUGAUUUUAUUAGUUGUUAUUGUUAUCCAUUCAACUUAUUACUCUAUUAAAAUCCUUAAGCUAAGCAACCAAUCUUCUUCCUCUUUAAAAAGAGAUUUUGAACCCUUUGAAAACCAAAAAAACAAGCACCAGUAUCAAUAUCGAUAUCGCAAACCCAAACACGAAAAAAUAAACUUGGUUAUUAUCAAGAAACAAGAAACAAGAAACAAGAAACAAGAUGGAGGAAGCAGGGCGUAAAGGAGAUCCGUUUCCGGGUUUUGAGAUGAGUGUUCACAACGACGACUGCGUUUUCCGGCGAUCUCUAAGCUGCCGGCUGCAGCGACGAGCUCCCUGUCCUCUCUUAUUACCACCAAGACCUCCUCCUUCUAAGGAAGCUCCUCCUUCUACGACUGGCGCCUCCACGUCUGCGUUAUGUCAAAACAGCACAGAUCCGAUCCCUCUAUUGUCCCCACUCGUCCCUCCUUCAAUGCUUCAACCUAACCCAACCGCCAGCUCUCGCUGACUCUUUCUCUUUCCAAUCUCUUAGGCUUUGUUUUCUUCUUGCAAUGACAGUGUUCUCCAUGUCAACUCAUUAACCAUCUAGAUUCAAAUACUGUCAUCAUUGUCUCUAUUCAGAUUCACAUUUUCACAAAGGUGCCGAGGAUCUCGUCAUUUCCUCUCUCGACCUUUUGGUUUUGUUAACAUCAUUUAUUAAUAUAUAUAAUGUACACGUACUAAUAUGUUAUAAUAUUUUCUUAUUGAGCAUCAA